AUGUUCAGCACGAUCGGCCUCGUCCUGUUUGGACUGAGCUGGUCGAUGUUUGUGCCGAGCUAUCUCGACCCUGUCUCAGGGAGCCCACCUGGAGCCUCGAAUGUCGAAAUUCUUUGGACGGCCGCCUUCGGCGGCUACUCGCUGUUCUGGGCCAUCACCUGCUUUGCGGUGGCCCACCUUGCCGACAGGCUGCAAGUGUCGCCGUCUGCGUUCAAUCUGCCAUGUGCGCCUUCUUUGCACACUUCCACAGACCAAGCUGUUCAGUUGGAGCUUGCGUAUCAGCUGAUUGAGGCUGGCCUUAUGGACUUCCAGGGCAAAGCAAAACCCUGGCUGUGGCCGCCGUCCGUUCACGCGCGGUGUGCGUCCUUUACGGCCUUCGCCGGGGUCUGGCAGGCAAUCCUUCUCGCGCCUGGACAGAGAUGGGUCCGCUGGGUGCUGGAUCAUUUCGACACGGACCAGCGCCUGCUGAAUGUGAACAAGCCGAUGCCUGCGAGUGUCAUCCCGUUGGUGGAGCAGGUGCUCAACGUUGCCUUGCAGGUCCAGCUGAUUCCAGGCUCGGUGGCGCACAGCCAAGUGCUUGGUUUGCUAUGUGGUGCGGGCGUCGUGAACAAACAUGAUGUCUGGACUUAUUUCGUGGACACCACCGCGUGGGUGGAGGCCGCCGGCAAAGGUGAAAUAUGCCGCGCGUGGCGGAGCUUCAAGAAGGAGCGUGGCGCCGUUCUCCCCCAGACAAUGGAACUGAGUGGCUGGGUGCCCACUCCUGAAGUGAGCGUGGUCAUUCCCUGCACACUUCGAGAUGCACAGCGCAAGUUCGCCUUGGGCGAGAUGCUGCGCACCGUGCUCGAGCAAACCUUGAAGCCCUUAGAGGUGAUCGUGGCCCUUUCCAAUGCUACGGCAGACGAGGCGGCUGCAGUCGAAACCAAGCUCUCGCGGUUCCUGGACACAAUCCCGGUCAUUGUGGACGCAGUGGAGGGUCCAGCAAGCUCUGCGCAGAACCGAGACCGUGGCCUCAGAAGAGCGAGAGGGGACAUCCUCUCCGUCUUCGAUGCGGAUGACCUCAUGCAUCCGCAGCGGAUAGAACUGAUCAGCAAAGCCUUCCAUGCAAAGCCGGAUCUCAAGCUCUUGCUGCACAGUUACUUCCCCCUCUUCAACAACAGCCAACCUCGGACCUGCCCACACUACGACCUCAACGACCGCUUGCACGUGUUGCCAAGCCGGGACUUGGCCAUCAUGGAGGAGGCGACGCGCCAGGUCGCCCACCUCCACGACACGGUCCACGAGAUUUUCAACUCGGGGAUUGCCAUGAGUCGUGAGGUUGUGGACAUCUACACUUACAGUGACACGCCGGAGGCUGCCACAAAGGAGGACGACUCGGGCUUCGUACGAGCCGUCGUCCGAGGCUACGGUGCGAGAGAUGGCCCGAGACAUCUGGAGGAGGGGGAUUGGGCACUGUAUCUUGAUGCUGAGCUCGCCUGGUACCGGCGCACGGGCUCGCGGCGGCGGACGGCAAAAGAUGCGCAGAGUAAGGCGUCUCAUGGCUUCGGUGAUGGUGACGAGUACGUGGCGUCCAUGCUUCGCGUGGGGCGAUUGAUGGACCUGGUGUCGAGCCCUUCCAGGUACAAGGUGUGGGAUCGCUCUGGCGGGAAGACCCUCCUCUUCGCGUCCUCUGUGCCGGUCGCCAUCUCCCUCCUUCGAGGUCUUUGCUUCUUCCACGGCCUCAGCUUCGACACGCCCCUUCGGGAGGGAGGGAGGAAGCAGUGCGUUUUCGAGGCCUUCCAAAACGCACUUUGCUUGCAACUGGAGCUGCAACUGGAGGGUGGGAGGAAGCAGUGCGUUUUCGAGGCCUUCCAAAACGCACUUUGCUUGCAACUGGACGGAGGCCAAGUCCUGGUGGAGUUUCGACAUGCUUUACUGGUUGUAAGGCCUUCUGUUCUGGCGGCAAUGACACAAGUCCUGCACGGUUCCGGCCGCUGUACCUUCGACCCGACUGCUGCGCUGCCCCCAGCACGUGAUCUCGCAAAUCAACUGCGAGCUAUAGAAACAGCCUGGGCAGACCGGCCGUACAUGACUUUUACGCAACGUGGCAAAACCAAGUGCAACCAGCUGUAG
Messenger RNA from Symbiodinium natans, 2109 nucleotides. The record is from the annotation of a GenBank genome assembly. NCBI's taxonomy places the organism in Eukaryota, Dinophyceae, Suessiales, Symbiodiniaceae.